Molecule: messenger RNA, 924 nt
Organism: Paramecium tetraurelia
Lineage: Eukaryota; Ciliophora; Oligohymenophorea; Peniculida; Parameciidae
Exons: 3
Source: RefSeq, a predicted model, not a curated record
AUGCUUGUGAAUUAAUAAUCUAAGGUUAAUAAAGAGAAUCUAAACCCACUUCUGAUUGUCAAUUAAUAGGAACAACUCAAAUUGAAUGGGAUUUUACCCAAAAAUCAUUUUAAUCAAGGAAUCACAAAUAGAUAUUAAAGCACUGUUUCCUGCUAUUAAUAAUCUUUAACAAAAAGUCCUAGUUCAACAACAUUAUAAGAAUAAAUCGAAAGAAUUGUGGAGAAACUCAAAUAAAAAUAAGAAAAGGAAACCCUUCAACAGAAUGUAGAUAUAAACAAAUAUUCCAUCGAUGAGAUGAUUGACAUUCUAAAAAACGAUAGACUUUUACAUAUUCGAUCCUUGCAAAUUUAACCAAGUUCUAAUAAAAAUAGGCAAAACAGUCCUAAAACUAUUUUUCCUCCUCUACAAUUGAAAUAGAAUUUUUAAAGUUUUGAAACUACUAAAAGUUCCGAAAAUGAAACUACCACUCAUAAAUUUAGCUUGAAACCUCAAUUUCAUUAAUUGCCUAAACCUAAACCCAUUCAAAAAAAAGAAAGUAAAGACAUCAUCAAACCUCCUGAAGAAUCAAGAAAAAAAAGAACUAUCUCAUUAGUAAUUGAUCCUCCUCCCAAAAAAAUAUAAAUGGCUUUGUAGAAUACACAUAGGAUUGUCUAAUUAUGCAGUUAAUUUAAUAUAAACAAUAUAACAAAUGAAGAAUUACAUUAAUUAAUUAAAACUGAAGGAUUUAAAUUACAAUUUGAAUGUCUAGUUUAAUUUAGCAAUAAUAAUAAUUUAGAUUGCAGAGCUUAAUUAUAAAACUUUAUGACUUCAUAAAUUAAGAAAUAUAAAGAUUUAAGAAAUGCUGAAUUAGAGCAUUAACUAUAAAAAGAGAAUUUUAAUAAUACACUUGAGGUUUGUUUAACUAAAUUAAAAUCUAAAUUCUGA